Molecule: messenger RNA, 3669 nt
Organism: Solea solea (common sole)
Lineage: Eukaryota; Metazoa; Chordata; Actinopteri; Pleuronectiformes; Soleidae
Product: butyrophilin-like protein 2
Exons: 9
Coding region: 817-2727 (636 amino acids)
Source: RefSeq, a predicted model, not a curated record
AGAGCAGCUGCUCCCACACAAACCACAAGUACACAAGUCUUCCUUUUUCUUCUUCUUUCAGCUUCCUUCUUUAGGGGUCGCCACAUCUGCCUCCAUCUUGCCCUGUCCCUUUUGUCCUCUUCAGUUACACCAGCUGUCCUCAUGUCCUCCUUCAAAACCUCCUCUGCACGUGACCAAACCAUGUCAACCUUGACUCUUUGACUUUAUUUCUGACUUUUAUUCUCUUUUACAUGGUUGACCCCAGGUAUUUAAAAAAGUCAUCCAUGUCUGCUAACUCUACUCCUUGUAUCUUCACAAUACCACCUGACCUGAUAAGUCACACACAGGUAUCCUGGGAACUAGACCAACCUGCAACCAGGCACCUUCUGGAAUGGUGUGCUCUCAUAUGUGCCAUGAUUUAUUACUUUUUUACUCUAAAUAGGGUCGUAAAUUUAGGAAGAGACAUGGUGUUCUUUUGAAGAAGUACCAAAGCUUGUCAUUGAGGACAUUAAAUCCUGUGGGCAGUGUUUACUGAUGCUAUUAGAGGUAGAUUUUCUUUCCAAUGGUUAUCAGCCCGUGCCAUAGUGUGGAUAAUAAAAAAGUGACUUAGACAAUCUGUCAACAAGUGCGAGGCCUCCGCCUUCCAUGCAACAUUUGCUCAUGGUGUCGUGGGAGAAGCCAAACAGACGAAAUGGCAGUGUGUCAUUUUGGUCAAUUCAGAGUAGGUCUGUGACUCUCAGAGGGAGUGUGGAUAUUCAGCAGGAAUGGCAUGACUUUGGGGUUUUUAAAUGACAGGACUGGACAGUUUUCCCUCCUGCAGAGUUUUUGUGAGCAGCCAUGGAAAACCUCGGGAAGAUCAUCUUCUACAGCAUGAUCGUACUCACCAUUGUAUUCUGGGUCCUCAUCAUCCUCUUCUUAUGCUUGGCCUUCUCAACACCCUCUUAUGGUGUGCUGAGCAGUAACACCACGCCCAUCGGCGAGCUGGGCAAGGCCCAGCUUCUCAGCUGCUAUCUGACCACACAGAGUAUAAGCCAGGUGUCUGUUUCCUGGGAGAAGAAGGGAGUCGAAGGGCUCAUUUACCAGUACAGGAGUGGGGCGGCAAAUCUUGGGGACCAGAACUCAGAAUUCCGAGGGAGGACAGAGCUCUUCCCUGAUGCUUUGGUCACAGGAAACGCCUCUCUGCUGCUGAGGAAUGUGACGAGCACUGAUGAAGGGGAGUACACCUGCAGCAUCAGCUCCUAUAUGGGUGAAGGGAAAGUCAACAUCUAUCUCAAAACAGCAGCAGUCUCUUAUGAUGUGUUGAGCACUAACAAAACGGCCAUCAGAUUUCUGGGUGAAGACCAGCUUCUCAGCUGCUACCUGACCCCGCAAAAUACCGAGCAGGUGUCUGUUUCCUGGGCGAAGAAGGGAAUGGAGGGGUUCGUCUACCAGUACAGUAAUGGAUCUGCAAAUCUUACCUACCAGAACUCACAAUUCACAGGGAGAGCAGAGAUGUUCCCUGAUGCUUUGGUCACAGGAAACGCCUCUCUGCUGCUGAGGAAUGUGAGACCCACUGAUGACGGGGAGUACACCUGCAACAUCAGUUCUUCUACAGGUCAAGGGGAAGUCAACAUCUAUCUUAAAACAGCAGCAGUCUCUUAUGAUGUGUUGAGCACUAACAAAACGGCCAUCAGAUUUCUGGGUGAAGACCAGCUUCUCAGCUGCUACCUGACCCCGCAAAAUAUUGAGCAGGUGUCUGUUUCCUGGGCGAAGAAGGGAAUGGAGGGGUUCGUCUACCAGUACAGUAAUGGAUCUGCAAAUCUUACCAACCAGAACUCACAAUUCACAGGGAGAGCAGAGAUGUUCCCUGAUGCUUUGGUCACAGGAAACGCCUCUCUGCUGCUGAGGAAUGUGAGACCCACUGAUGACGGGGAGUACACCUGCAACAUCAGUUCUUCUACAGGUCAAGGGGAAGUCAACAUCUAUCUAAGAACAGCAGAAAUCCUUUACGAUGUGAUGAGCACUAACAAAACGCCCAUCACAAUCCUGGGCGAGGACCAGCUUCUCAGCUGCUACAUGACCACGCCAAGUCUCGACCAGGUGUCAGUCACCUGGGUAAAGAAAGGAGUGGAGUUUUUUUUUUACCAGUACAGUAACGGAGCAGUAAACAUUAGUGACCAGAGCUCAGAAUUCAGAGGAAGAACAGAGGUCUUUCCUGAUGAUUUGAUCAGAGGAAACGCUUCUCUGCUGCUGAGGGGUGUGACGCGCACUGAUGCCGGGGAGUACACCUGCACCAUCCGCUCCUCUACGGGUAAAGGGAAAGUCAACAUCUAUCUCAGGACAGCAGUGAAGACUUGUCCCGAUGGAUGGACAACGGCUCAAUCGUCCUGUUAUCUCUUCUCCACGACAUAUGGUUCUUGGUAUAAAGGCAGGAAGGACUGCAUGGAGAGAGGAGCUGAUCUGGUGACCAUCGGCAGCACUGAAGAACAGAUGUUCAUCUGCAAAAUGAGCAGGCAUGACAUUUGGAUUGGCUUGACAGACAGACUCACCGAGGGUGACUGGAUUUGGACGGACGGAAGACCUCUCACUCUGCCGUUUUGGCAGACCUUUCAGCCAGAUAACGGCAGAGGAGAUCCAGCUAACGGCGAAGAGGACUGUGCAGUUCUCCGGCCGAGGGUGAACUUUAACAGAAACUGGAACGACCUGCGGUGUGAUGCCAGCCUGAGCUGGCUCUGUGAAAAAAAUGCAUCGCUAUUAAUUGAGGAUUAAAGUCUUGUUCGUACUUUUACUUUAAUCAUUCACAUGCAUAUUUUGUAAAUUAAAUGUAUUAUCAUGUUCUGUGAUAGACACUGCCUCACACCAGAGGACUUGACUUGAUUUUAAAAACGUGGGAGACCACAGACACAACGGUAUUUGUAAUUGAUUUGCAAUGUUUUAAUCCUGAGGACACACAUACUACACAAUCUAGUCAAGACGCAGGACCACACACUUGGUGUUUAAUCAAACGAUUCCAGGGAUUUCACAGAAAGCUGCGUGAUUUAACGUGACUUCAGAAUGUGAACAUGUCUGUUUACACUCUGAAGUCACGUCGGCGUUGUCAGUUAAUAGCUUUUUAUCUGUGGAUGAAGUCAUGGCUGAGAAGACUGAAUCAACUUGGUUUCUACAAGUUACGGUUCUAAACAAAAGUAAAUCAUCCUCAUUGGUUAUUCUGGGUUCUGCUCACGCUCUAAUCGUAAAUAUCAAACCUUUUUACUUACGAUUUGAAAUCAGGAAGACUCGUCCAAUGACGUUAAAAUCGUGUCCGUUAAUCCUCACACCACAGGAUAAUUUGGCCAGAUAAUCUGUUCAAACCAACCUCAAAUCAUAAGGCACCCACGAUUGUCGAAAAAGGCCAUAUCAGGCCAACAGUUGGGCCAACUAUCCUCUAGUAUGGGGCAGGCAUUAAAUGCAUUGAUUUGUAUGUAACUGAAAUUUUGGACUUUUGUAUUUUUGUACAGUGGAUUGCUUUACGUGACAUUUAGGAUUGUUCAAAAGCUGUGGUUCCUUUACUAAAGUUCUUUUAUCUGCCGUACAUCCUGUAAAAUCAUUACGUGUGAAACCUCCACUGAGAUAGCGGAAGUUGCAGUAAGAUACUCUUUGCCAGUGGCUAAAAAUAGUCACGUUUUUCUAACUAACUGCUUUUACAUAUUAAAGUUUUACAUUAAAAACCCA